Molecule: messenger RNA, 865 nt
Organism: Saccostrea echinata
Lineage: Eukaryota; Metazoa; Mollusca; Bivalvia; Ostreida; Ostreidae
Exons: 3
Coding region: 220-735 (171 amino acids)
Cellular component (GO): plasma membrane
Source: RefSeq, a predicted model, not a curated record
UCGAUAUUCAUUAACAACAUCACUCAUUAUAUACCAAAUAAUUAGUGGCGGGCAUUUUCAUGCUCAAUGUUUUGAAUGAUUUCGAAUUAAUUUGAAAUAAUCAACUCGAGAGAUUUUUAACUAACAUGACUUUGUGACGUCGUAAUUAACUGCUUACGUGCACUUUACCCAAGCUCUCGAAGGUUGCUCACUCACUGCGUUAAAGAGAGCAAAAGUGAAAUGGCUGGAUUCGGAAACGCCCCAUCAGCAACUAAAGUGGCCUCUGUGUUCAUUGGCCUGGGGUUUAUUCUUUUUGUGGUAGGUUUUGGGGCACCAUACUGGGAAAAAUUUAUUCUUGGAGGAUACGGGGGCUUAUGGAAAAUCUGCGGCCAAGUUCUAGGCAUUGAGGGAUGCGCAUACUACACAGAUCUAGAAGAAGUGGGGAAAAAUACUUAUCUUCCUGACUGGUUCGAAUCCGUGAGAGUGUUCGAAUCGAUUGGUUUGGUUGCUGCCGUUGUCGGCGUUGUUUUCCUCGUCCUGUACACGUGUAUAUCAAAGACUGCUGGAAAUAAAAUAGUGGCCCUUCUCACUGCAAUAAUUACUUUAGGAGCAGGAGCGGUGAUCCUGCUGGGUGUCAUCAUUUUCGGUUCAAAGAAAGACAUGGACUACUUGGACUGGGCUUUCGGGCUUGCCGCUGUCGGUGGUUGCUUUUACGUCAUUUCCGGUGUACUUCUUUUUGUGAGCAUGUGUUCUUAGAAUCUGAAUCUUAAAAAUGGCUUAAUUGAUCGUUUUUAUACUUUUUAACGCUUGGAAGUGGUUGAACAGUUUAUGCUUGUUUAUAGCAACACUCCUUAUCACUGUAUUUUAUUAAAAUGAAAUUACAUCA